CAGUUUAUCAUUUACAAUUUGAACGUAUCAAAAUCAAUAUGUUCUCCAAAAUCGUAGCCCUAUGCGCCUUCGCGGCUGUAGCCCAGGCUGGUCUCCUGGUUGAGCCGCACUACUCCUCGGCCGCCGCCGUCUCCUCGCAGAGCAUCGUGCGACACGACCAGCCCCAGGCCGUGGCCCACAAGCUGGUGACUGCCCCCGUUGCCUACCACUCCGGCCCCGCUCACGUCGCCUACCACGCCGCUCCCGCUCCCGUGACCUACCACGCUGCUCCGGCCCCCAUCGCCUACCAUGCUGCUCCUGCCGCUGUUCACUACGCCGCCCCCCCGCACUACUCCUCGGCCGCCGCCGUCUCCUCGCAGAGCAUCGUACGUCACGACCAGCCCCAGGCCGUGGCACACAAGCUGGUAGCUGCCCCCGUCGCCUACCACUCCGCCCCCGCUCACGUCGCCUACCAUGCCGCUCCCGCUCCCGUGACCUACCACGCUGCUCCCGCCCCCAUCGCCUACCAUGCUGCUCCUGCCGCUGUUCACUACGCCGCCCCCGUCGCUAAAUAUGUUGCCCACCACGAGGAAGAAAUUGCUCACCCUAAAUACGAAUACACUUACUCGGUGGCUGAUGGACACACUGGCGACAACAAGUCCCAGCAGGAGACACGCGACGGAGAUGUCGUGAAGGGCUCUUACUCUUUCCACGAGGCUGACGGCUCCAUCCGCACCGUGGAGUACACCGCUGACGACCACAACGGCUUCAACGCGGUGGUGCACAACACCGCCCCCACGCACGCGCCCGCCGUCCUCAAGGCCGCUCCCGUCCUCGUCAAAACUGCGCCCGUCUACGCCGCUCCCACUUACUACCACCAUUACGGUGUACUCCACGGUGCGGAUGGAGCCGUCAGCCUCGUGGAAAGAGUAAGAGCCCUUCACGACAUCUCCGUCGCGGGUCUCCUGCUGGGACUUGUUGUCGCCGUGAACAGCGGCAGGAGCAGCAUGGUAGGCGAUUGGGGCGGGGGCAGCGUGGUAGGUCACGGGAGCGGGAGCGGCGUGGUAGGCGACGUGAGCAGGAGCGGCGUGGUAGGCGACGGGGGCAGCUACCAGCUUUUGGGCCACGGCCUGAGGCUGGUCAUGGCGCACGAUGCUCUGCGAGGAGACGGCCGCGGCCGAAGAGUAGUGCGGCUCAACCAGGAGACCGGCCUGGGCUAUAGCCGCGAAGGCGCACAAAGCGACAAUCUAGAACAAUUUCAAUACGACACAGACAUCAUUCAGACUGUAGACGUUGAAGAACCAAACAUGUUUUCCAAAAUCGUCGCUUUGUGCGCCUUCGCUGCUGUAGCCCAGGCCGGUCUCCUGGUUGAGCCGCACUACUCCUCGGCCGCCGCCGUCUCCUCCCAGAGCAUCGUGCGCCACGACCAGCCCCAAGCCGUGGCCCACAAGCUGGUAGCUGCCCCCGUCGCCUACCACGCCGCUCCUGCUCAUAUCGCCUACCACGCCGCACCUGCUCCCGUCACGUACCACGCCGCCCCCGCCCCCAUCGCCUACCACGCCGCUCCUGCUGCCGUCCAUUAUUCUGCCCCUAUCGCUAAAGUAGUAGCCCAUCAUGAGGAAGAAAUCGCUCACCCCAAAUACGAGUACACUUACUCCGUGGCUGACGGACACACCGGCGACAACAAGUCCCAGCAGGAGACCCGCGACGGAGAUGUCGUGAAGGGCUCUUACUCUUUCCACGAGGCUGACGGCUCCAUCCGCACCGUGGAGUACACCGCUGACGACCACAACGGCUUCAACGCGGUGGUGCACAACACCGCCCCCACGCACGCGCCCGCCCUCAUCAAGGCUGCGCCCGUCUACGCCGCUCCCGCCUACUACCAUCACUAAUAUAUUUAGGAAAAUUGUUACCAAAGAUGAUUGAUAGAAACUGGCGGAAUUG
Cydia amplana is the source of this 1923-nucleotide messenger RNA. RefSeq lists its product as uncharacterized. Gene Ontology annotation, cellular component: extracellular matrix. The record is from RefSeq and is a predicted model, not a curated record. The transcript is spliced from 9 exons. Lineage: Eukaryota; Metazoa; Arthropoda; Insecta; Lepidoptera; Tortricidae. Bases 39 to 1871 code for a protein of 610 amino acids.